This is a messenger RNA of Lytechinus variegatus (green sea urchin), 1673 nucleotides long. Its product is annotated as G-protein coupled receptor GRL101-like. The record is from RefSeq and is a predicted model, not a curated record. The coding region runs from base 303 to 1616 and encodes 437 amino acids. Gene Ontology annotation, cellular component: membrane. Gene Ontology annotation, biological process: G protein-coupled receptor signaling pathway. Gene Ontology annotation, molecular function: protein binding; G protein-coupled receptor activity. NCBI's taxonomy places the organism in Eukaryota, Metazoa, Echinodermata, Echinoidea, Temnopleuroida, Toxopneustidae. The transcript has 8 exons.
CACAUUGUGGAUUAACACAUCUAACCCCUGGAGUUUUCGAUGGCUUAGUCAGACUUAAGAAACUAAUCCUGGCGCACAACAAAAUAACUUUCAUUGAGGCCUGGACGUUUAAAGACCUUUCUUAUUUGAAUUAUUUGUACUUGGAAUCAAACGCGAUUCAUGAAUUCAGUGAGGAUUGUUUCAAAGGCCUCGCCCGUAUUAAGUCCAUAGACUUGGAAAACAAUACAAUAACUCAUGUCAGGGCUGGUGCCUUCAAAGAUGUUGGUCAAACACUCGAACGAUUCCUACUGCAUGGAAACCUUAUGACUUCAAUUAAUGCUUCAAUGUUUACUGGCUUACGAAACCUACAGAGGAUAAAUUUUAACAACAAUCAAUUAAGAUACAUUGAACCGGGAGCCUUCCACAAUCUAUCUACUGUGACUGAUUUAGUAAUUUCAUCGCUGAGUCCAGAACCAUACCUUCUUUACCCCGGCAUAUUUGAUGGACUGGAUUCCUUGACGGCUUUAUAUGUAUAUGAUCAGCGUUUAUGCUGCCUGUUACCGACUUACGUUCUUUGCGUUGUCCAGAAGCCUGCUCACCCUCUCUUCACCUGCCGAAAAACCUUUCUUCAGAACACAACCAUCAAGAUUUUCAUAUGGAUCCUUGGUUUGAGCGCCCUUUUCGGUAACAUCUUUGUCAUCACCUUGAGAAUCAGAAGCCGUUCAGUGACAACGGUUGGUAAGAUCCAGUCCAUGUUCAUCACUAACCUAGCUGUGUCUGACUUCUUUAUGGGAAUCUACAUGGUACUCAUUGCAGUCAUGGAUAUCUACAUUGGGGAAUCCUAUUUCUGGGAAGGUCGUGCUGAUGAAUGGCGCUCCAGUGUCACUUGCCAGAUUGCAGGAUUCCUAUCUGUCCUUAGCAGCGAAGCAUCGGUCUUUCUCCUGACCUUGAUAACAGCUGAUCGUUUUAUUUCCAUAGUAUUUCCCUUCAGCCAACACCGCCUUAGUACCACAUCUGCUCGUGUUGCUCUUAUUGUCAUCUGGAUAGUCGCAAUUUCUCUAAGUCUUAUCGGUGUCCUGCUGAACAAUGUAAUACCCGAUGCCUAUGGUCUUAGUGAUGUCUGCGUUGGUCUGCCAUUCAUCAGGAAAUCAACGGACAUCUCUACUGUAAUUGACCAGCGUUCAUCUGCCCAGUACAACACUGUGAUCUACAAUGUUGCAUCAGGAUCCACAGUCUCGACAUGGCAGUUCUCCAUUUUCUUGUUCCUUGGAGUAAACCUCUUUAGCUUCAUCAGUAUCCUCUUCUCUUAUAUCAUUAUUUUCAUCAAGAUUCGUCUGGAUCAGGCCGAAGUCGGUCGCAGGGCAGAAGCUUCUAACGAAAUCAAGAUGGCCUUGAUGAUGUUCUUGAUCGUCGGCACCGACUUUUGCUGUUGGAUGCCCAUUAUCAUUCUUGGUAUUCUCGUCCAGACGGUCGGGGUUGAUGUUACACCAGAUAUCUACGCCUGGUUGGUGGUGUUUGUUUUACCAAUCAACUCGUCACUCAAUCCCUAUCUAUACACCAUCAUUCACAAGUCAUCGAAGAGAUCUUCAAAUGAGAAGAGCAAGCAGACGAUUAUUAGCAUGGUUACCCGUGACUAGGAUUGAACACAAUGGCACUAAGAGGCACAAAUGAUAAGGAAAGGGCGCCUGUGGUCC